Arachis ipaensis is the source of this 951-nucleotide messenger RNA. RefSeq lists its product as uncharacterized. The record is from RefSeq and is a predicted model, not a curated record. Lineage: Eukaryota; Viridiplantae; Streptophyta; Magnoliopsida; Fabales; Fabaceae.
AUGGGAAAGGAAAAUAUUUUCCACCAAAAGCUCAAAACUUCAAGAGAGGAGGACAUGCACCGCAAGGUUAAGGAGGCUUCAGGAGGAACAACUAUGAUCAUUACCAGCAUGCCAAGGGGAGAGUUGGGUAUAUGUGGAUGCUUUAUAUGUGGACUGCCUGGACAUAUGGCGAAGGAUUACCCUCGCAGGAGGACUCCAAAUGCGGGCCAGACCCAUCAAGGUCAGAUAUUUGCUGUGAAUACUCAGGAUGCUGUGAAGUCAGAUCCGUUGAUGAGAGAUAACUGUUUAUUUGUUGAGAAAAUAUUGGCUGUAUUAUAUGAUACUGGAGCUUCGCAUUCGUUAAUUGCACUUCAUAAAGUUGAGGAACUAGGAUUAAAAGUGUCAGAGUUGGCAUUUGAUUUGCAUGUGCAUACCCCAUAUCAAAUGGUUGUGACUAGGUCAGAUUGUAGGCAAAUAGCUUUCAAGCUUGAGGGUAGAAAAUUUGUUCAUGACAUAAUCUAUUUGCUAAUGGUUGGGUUGGAGAUGAUUUUAGGAUUUGAUUGGAUAUCAAAAAAUUGGGUUUUGUUGGAUUGUUUUCAGCGAUUGAUUUGGUUUAUGCCGGAGGGAGAAGGUGGAGUAGUGGUAGCUGAGGGUUAUUACCUGAACUCUAUUUUAGUGAAUUGUAGUGGGGAAGAAUGUCAGGCGUAUAUAUUGUUGGCUGCGAAUGCGCUAGGUGAUGAGCAGAGGUUAGAUCAGAUUCCGGUAGUUAGGGACUUUCCUAAAGUAUUUCCUGAAGAUAUUCUUGAAUUUCUGCCUCAAAAGGAAAUUGAAUUUGUGAUUGACUUGGUGUCAGGAGCCGGACCAGUGUCGAUUGUGCCAUACCAAAUGGCUCCAAUAGAGCUGGCUGAACUUAAGACUCAGUUGGAAAAGCUUCUGAACAAGAGGUUCAUUCGACCAAGUAUAUCUCCUUAG